AUGCGAUCUUCCAUGUUCAGGUGUGUGAGCCGUGCCCACUACAGCACAAAUGUCACAGAAGAAUUCAUAAACAGCAUCUUGGCAAGGGCUCAAGAAGCAACGGCAAAAGCCUCCUCUAAUGCUAUUAAGAUGGAUCAGAAGAAAGGACAUAGAGCAUCUAAUAUGAACAGGAGCAGGAACCAGAACAGGAAUAACAGGAACAACAAUGAAGGUAAAGAUAUAGAAGGGAGACAAGGAGAGCGAAACAUGAGAUUAAACAACCGUGCUCCUAAUGGUGAUUCUACUCAAAACACCAACAGACAGAAAUGGAAUAGAAGUACCACAACGUCAUUCAUYAAGGAUCCUUCCGAUACUACAGUGGUCGUACAACCACAGUUCAAAAAAAUGCAGAACCACAGAAAUAAUUUUAAUGAAAAUUCAAAAGUGGAAGAUGAUUUACUUGACGUUUUUAAUUCGUCGAUGGACCAAAAGCAAAGACCAAAUAAUUUCAAUAAAAACACCAAACCUCAGGCAAGGUUUCAAAAGAAAAGUCACAUUUUGACGGCAUCUAAGAGAAGAAAUGCUCCAAAGCAACAGCAAGUGCAAAGACCGGUUAAGAGACCUGCUAGUACUGAAUAUGUUCUGUAUGAGCCAACGCCUUUAUCUUUACUAGAAUACUCACCUCAAGUGUUUCCAACUAAGGAAUCGAAAUUAGUCAACUAUACAUUGGAUAGCUUGAAGAAGUCCAAUUACCCUGUUUAUAGAUCUCCAAAUCUAGGAAUUCUUAAAAAGCAUGAUUAUACUUUGAAUACUCCAUAUUUUGGUAAAUAUACCCCAGGAUCGUCAUUAAUUUUUGCUAAAGAGCCUCAAUUGCAAAAUUUGCCUUUGCAGGAGGAUUUUGAUGGAUUGGUUAAGCAUGUAAGAGGCGAAUAUCAGCUCUUGAAGCCAUACGAAAGAAAAGAUUUUGAAAAAUUAACAAAAUCUAAGGAAGUUGUUGAUAAGCUCGUACAAAAUAGCCGAAUCGCAAGGCUGUCAUUACAAUCUGUUGCCAUAGCCUCUGAAGAAAAAAAAUUGAUAUAUGAUGUUUGUUCUGGAAUAAAACCAAUUUCUGAAUUACAACAAUAA
This is a messenger RNA of Saccharomyces eubayanus, 1104 nucleotides long. RefSeq names its product mitochondrial 37S ribosomal protein mS46 RSM28 (gene RSM28). The transcript has a single exon. The coding region runs from base 1 to 1104 and encodes 367 amino acids. Lineage: Eukaryota; Fungi; Ascomycota; Saccharomycetes; Saccharomycetales; Saccharomycetaceae. The record is from RefSeq and is a predicted model, not a curated record.